This is a messenger RNA of Thalassophryne amazonica, 1314 nucleotides long. Its product is annotated as cytochrome P450 2K1-like. Gene Ontology annotation, biological process: xenobiotic metabolic process. Gene Ontology annotation, molecular function: heme binding; oxidoreductase activity, acting on paired donors, with incorporation or reduction of molecular oxygen, reduced flavin or flavoprotein as one donor, and incorporation of one atom of oxygen; iron ion binding. NCBI's taxonomy places the organism in Eukaryota, Metazoa, Chordata, Actinopteri, Batrachoidiformes, Batrachoididae. Bases 34 to 1314 code for a protein of 426 amino acids. The record is from RefSeq and is a predicted model, not a curated record. Gene Ontology annotation, cellular component: cytoplasm; intracellular membrane-bounded organelle. The transcript has 8 exons.
CUCUGCCUCACUUACAGCAGUUUUGCUUCUCACAUGGAGAAUGACCCUCUGGGACCGAGCCAUCUGCCUCUGCUUGGCAACCUGCUGCAGACUGAUCUGAAGAGACCCCACAACACCUGUGUGAGGUCAUUUUCAAAGAAAUAUGGAUCUGUGUUCACUGUGUAUUUUGGACCCACUAAGGUGGUGGUCCUAACUGGGUAUAAGACAGUCAAAGAGGCUCUUGUCAACUAUUCAGAGGAGUUUGGAGAUCGAAGCAUCACUCCUAUUUUAAAUGACAUCAAUCAUGGUCAUGGUAUGAGGUUCCUCUUAACAGGGGAAGCAUUUGAUACAAAAUGCCUUUUGUCUUGUGCAUCAUCCAAUGUCAUCUGCUCCAUUGUGUAUGGAAGCAGAUUUGAAUACAAUGACUCAGUGUUCAAGGAAAUGAUUCGGAUUGCCAGUGACACCAUACGCCUUGCUGGUUCUGCAGAAAUCCAGCUUUACAACAUGUUUCCAUGGUCGGGAAGUUUGCUCCAAAAGCGAAUGCUGAUAUUGCAAAAUCAUGAGAAAAAUGUUGCCAUGAAUAAAGGUUUAAUCCAGAAUCUGAAAGAAACAUUGAUCACUGAUGAAUGCAGGGGUCUGGUGGACUGUUUCCUGACCCGUCAACAGAAAGAUGAGGAAGCUCAUGUCGUGGACUCUCUUUAUCAUGAGAAGAACCUGCUUUGUGCAGUGAGCAGCCUGUUUGGUGCCGGUACUGAAACCACAGCAACUACACUCCAUUGGGCUUUGCUGUUUAUGACCAAAUAUCCACAUAUACAGAACCAGGUCCAUGCGGAGUUGGGCAGUAUUGUUGGAAAGCGUCAGAUCAACGCAGAUGACAGAAAACUGUUGCCGUACACAAAUGCUGUCAUUCAUGAGACCCAGAGGUUUGCAGACAUUCUACCACUGGCAAUUCCUCAUCAAAUGGCAAGCGAUGUAAUCUUCCAGGGGUAUCGUAUUAAAAAGGGGACGACUGUUUUUCCGUUACUGACUUCUGUCCUCCACGAUGAGAAUGAAUGGGAGAGCCCGCACACUUUCAAUCCUUCCCACUUCCUGGAUGAACAGGGCAAAUUCAUCCAACGAGAUGCUUUCAUGCCAUUUUCUGCAGGUCGAAGGGUGUGUCUGGGUGAAAGCCUGGCCAAGAUGGAGCUCUUCCUCUUCUUCUCCAGCCUUGUCCAGCACUUUAAAUUCUCUCCUCCACCUGGAAUUACAGAGGAUGAACUGGAUCUGACUCCUGAUUUGGGCUUUACUAUUGGCCUGUUGCCAUAUGAGCUGUGUGCCACCAACCGCACUUGUUGA